Molecule: messenger RNA, 1252 nt
Organism: Etheostoma cragini (Arkansas darter)
Lineage: Eukaryota; Metazoa; Chordata; Actinopteri; Perciformes; Percidae
Product: zf-DHHC domain-containing protein
Exons: 9
Coding region: 14-943 (309 amino acids)
Molecular function (GO): palmitoyltransferase activity
Source: RefSeq, a predicted model, not a curated record
AGCCCGGCAGAAGAUGGCGUUCUUUCGCUGUAAGCGAGACCCCUGCGGUGUUAUCUGUCUGAUUUUAACUUAUUUCAGCGUGUUUUACGCCGACUACGUGGUCAUACAGUAUGUCCUCCUCCCCGCCUUCACGGACAGUGUGUGGUCUACUCUCCACGGAGCAGUGUUCAACCUGAUUCUGCUGCUGCUGCUGGCCUGCCACUCCAAGGCUGUCUUCUCCGACCCGGGUAUUGUGCCUCUCCCUGAGACCGCCAUAGACUUCUCAGACCUUCGGUCCCAGUCGUCUCGCAUGAAUGACCGGGGCUGCGAAGGCUGGACGGUGUGCAGUCGCUGUGAAACCUACAGACCUCCCAGAGCGCAUCACUGCCGCGUCUGCCAGAGGUGUAUACGCCGCAUGGACCAUCACUGUCCCUGGAUCAACAACUGUGUCGGAGAGCUAAACCAGAAAUAUUUCAUCCAGUUCCUCUUCUACACCGGCAUGGCCAGUCUGUACUCCAUGGUGCUGGUGGUGUCGGCCUGGGUGUGGCGGAUAAGGAACGAGCGAGACGGAGACGCAGAGAAAGAAGGAGAGGAGAUGCCCAGCAAGCACCUGAUAGUCGCCCACUACAUCAUCCUCCUGGUGGAGUCGGUGUUGUUUGGCGUGUUUGUCAUGGUCAUCUUUUACGAUCAGCUGGUGUCCAUAAUCACGGACGAGACUCCCAUAGAGCAGAUGAGGAACAGGCUCAUGAUGAAGGACAGAGGCUCCUCAGCUUCCUCCUCUUCCUCCUCCUCCUCCUCCUCUCAGCCGCCUCACCACCCCCCACACACCCGCAAGCCAAAGCUGGCUCUGCUGCGGGAGGUUUUCGGACGAGGUUCGGUCUUUUGCUGGCUUCUUCCGCUCCACUCCAGCCCUCCGUCGGUCGGCGGCAUCAUCUACCACGCUCUGCCCGACUACGACGUCUGACCUUUGACCUGUGAGGGCGGGAAAAGGAUGGGGAGAGAGGUUUUGUGAGUGAGCGUGUCUGUGUGAGCAGGAGAGAGAGAGAAUGUGACUUUUCUGCCUAACUAUGAUGUCUUAUCUUUAUCUUUGGACCUGAGUACUGAAGAGGAAGGCCAAGUUGAAUGAAUGAGUGAAUGAAACAUGUGUGAUUUUAUCACCCAGGACCUAAAAGAGUUCCGCCUCAGUCCCCAGACGCAUGCAUUUCUCCCCCAUCAUGAAGGAAGAGCUCCGGCAGCUCCCUGUUUUGUCUCGAUCUGUAGUUUAACUACCAGC